UGGGACAAAAAGUGAGGUUAGGAUCGAUUCCUAUCGUGGAGCUUAUGUGUAGUUACCGUAAUUUUAAUUGAUUCUGACAUUUUACAAUAUUGCAGUUGUUUUUUAGUGAUUUUUUUAAGACUAUAGCUUUCUUAAAAGCUUGUUGAAAUAUUAUUUUCAACCGCAACUCACCCUGAAUGUUAAACCUGUCACCUGUAAAUCUUCGAACAGAUGUCACGAGACAUUCUCUUCUUUAAAAUUGCAUCUUUAUAAGUUUGUUAGAUUUUUAAAACUAUCAUCCUUCAUCCCUUACACUGUCUAGAGAUCAAUUUAAAUAAUGAGUAAAUACUCAAGUGAUUCAGACUCUUAUGAUAGAGGGCGCAGCAAAAAGAAGCAUAGGUCUCGAAGGUCCAGCAGUAGAUCGUCAUCAUCUGAUAGUCGCAGCUCUUCCAGGAGACAUGCAAAGUCUCGUUCAUACCAUAAGAGCAAAUCCAAAUCCAAACACUCAGAUGUCUCUAAAAGCAGCCGCAGAUCAGACCGAAGAACAUCAAGAGACCGAUCGUCUCGUAACAAGCGCUCCAGAUCAUCAUCUUACACCAAACGGUCUCAUCGUUCAAGAUCUUCCUCUUCAAGUCGUAGAUCCAGAUCUCGAUCUGUCUCAAAGUAUCGCCGUUCUUACUCUAGAAGUCUUUCAAAAUCCCCCAAACGCUAUCGAUCUAGGUCCAGGAGUAAUAGUCGAUCCAAAAGGUACCGGAAAAAGUCUUACUCAAGAUCCAGAUCCAAAUCGCCGAGAAGGAAAGACAAGAAACAAAAGAAAAAAUCAAAGAAGAAGUCACGGUCCCCAUCUCGAUCAUCAUCUACAUCUUCUAAAUCAUCGAAGUCACCUAGAGAUAAGCGUCUGAGUCCAGAGAGCCUUGUUGAAAGGUUGAAGCGAGUGAUUUCAGAUGCAGAUGAUUCGCUCAAGAAGAAAUCUUUUGCCUCCAUAGAUAAUUUAUACAGUGAUGCAGCACCAAAAAGCGAUGUAUUAAAUGAAAUUAACUCCUCUGGCUUCAAGCCUACUGCUUUUCAACCAAGUGCCUUAAAAGAAAAAUCAGCCCCUGUAAUGGUUGAUUUGACAGAAAAAACCUACGCUGGAAAUCCUCCUCCUAAAGAUGAUGAAAUGGCGGAUAGUAUAUUUCAUCCAAACUUAUUGCUAGAGAACAAAUCAGACAAGCUUAACAGAUGGGUGAAGAAGCUGUUUGCAUAUCGACAAAAGGCUCUUUUCAAUGGAGAUCUACAAACAUAAAAUAAGGCAACGAAGUAUCAUAUCUUUCAAUAAGAAUGAAGAAAAUGGUUUACCAGUUCCACAGGUGUUAAGUGAAUUUGUUACCUAUUUGUUUUUUUGGCGACUAUUUCCUGAAUAAAUUAUGAGUACAGAGAAA
Messenger RNA from Bemisia tabaci, 1400 nucleotides. RefSeq lists its product as uncharacterized. The record is from RefSeq and is a predicted model, not a curated record. Lineage: Eukaryota; Metazoa; Arthropoda; Insecta; Hemiptera; Aleyrodidae.